AUGGCUGUUACAAAUCAUCAGAAUGGGAAUGGAAUAAGAAGGCCGAAGAAACUACCCCAUACCAUGGUGCAGAUGUUCUUGAGCUGGGGACUGCCCAUCUCCUGUAACCGGUUCCUGUGCCGCCAUCCAGGCGAGUUCCCUGCCACAGCUUUCCUGCUGGGGGCAGGCACCGGGGGACUCCUGGCCAUAGGUCUCUUUCAGUUCCUGGUGAACCCCAUGAACAUCUAUGAAGAGCAGAAGAUGGUGGUUUUGUACAGCUUGGUGGGUUUGGGGGCCAUAGGUUGGGGGACGUCCCCUCACAUUCGCUGUGCCAGUAUCCUCUUGAUCCCCAAGAUGCUGGGCAGAGAGGGCAGGUUGUUUGUCAUGGGAUACGCUUUGGCUGCCAUCUAUGCAGGGCCAGCAGCCAAUCUUCGGCACAACCUCAACGAAGUGAUAGCAUCACUGGGCUGCACUGUGGAACUGCAGAUCAACAACACCCGUGAGGCCUGGCGCGUCUCCACAGCCCCCUUGCGGGCAGUGUUCAAGGAUCUGCUGAGUAGCAAAGAAUCGCUGAAAAGACAGACUCAGAACAUCUCUGCCUCCUUUGAAGACCUGGAUGCUCAAGUGAAAAGUGAGGCUGGCUACUCACUGAAAGACGGCAUGGACUUAGACAAAGUGAUGCAAGGCAAAGGGACCCGUGGGGCCCCCAAAAUCAGAGUACCCUUGUCCACACAGAAGAUGUACGAGAUGAAGACAAAGAUGCGUUGCUCCUAUGUAGUGAAUCAAGGCAUACGUAGUUGUCGCCGCUGGUUUGACCAAAAACAUAACGAAUGCAUGAAACACAUCCGGGUCCCAAUCCUCAACCACUUGGUCUGCCUGCCGAUGAAGUUCAAGUUCUUCUGUAGCAUUGCCAAGGUGAUGGAAGUUUGGUGCCGCAAUCGCAUCCCUGUGGAAGGCAACUUUGGACAGACCUACGACACCCUCAACCAGUCUAUCCAUGGUCUAAAUGGGGAAUUUUCAGCUAAUAUUGACAUAAAGGAAGAGAAGCAGACUGGGUUGGUAGGCCUCAAUAUAAGCUGGGAGCACGUGAGCACUGAGGUGCGAGACUACGUGGAACGGCAGGAGGCCCAUCUGGAGUGGGCACUCGCAUUGAUACAAGUGCUGCUGUCCUGUACCUUCCUCAUAGUCCUCCAUGGGUCCUUCUCUUACAUAGACAGCUAUAACCAGGACAUCCGCUUUGACAACAUCUAUAUCAGCACCUACUUCUAUCAGAUUGAUGAGCGCAGGAAGAAGCUGGGAAAACGGACUCUGCUGCCACUGCGCAAGGCGGAGAAGCUGACUGUCAUCUUUCCCUGCAAGCCCACCAUCCAGGCCUCAGAAAUGAAAAACUUGGUGAGGGAGCUCCUGGAGAUCCUGCCCAUCCUACUGCUGUUGCUGCUGCUGUGUGCACUGGACAGGGCUCUCUACACGGUCUUUGACACCAUCCGCCAGCAUUCCUACCUGCAGUACUCCUUCCACAGCAAUCAUAAACUGGAGGUGAAGGUUGAAGGAAACUCUAUGCUUGCCCGGCUUCUUCGGAAAACCAUCGGAGCCCUGAAUACCUCCUCAGACGUCCGGGUGGAAACAAACAACAUGCCCUGCCUGCCCCAGCCCGUGUGCAUGGAUACCAAGGCCUACUGGAAGGCUAUACAACCGAUCGGCCUGCUAGCCUGUCUCUGCCUAGCUCAGGCUUAUGGCUACCGGCUCCGGAGGGUCAUUGCAGCCUUCUAUUUCCCCAAGAGAGAAAAGAAGCGGGUCUUGUUCUUUUACAAUGAGCUCUUGAAGAAGAGAGCCGCGUUCACACAACUAAGGAGGGCUGCCAUCCUGAGGCGGGCACACCAGCAAAGAGCUCCACGCCACCACCUGGUAGACGCCCUGCACCGCCGCUGCCCGCUCCUACGCCGCUGGCUGUGCCGCCGCUGCGUGGUGUGCCAGGAACCCGAGACAUCUGAGUCCUACGUGUGCCCGACGCCGGACUGCGAGACCGUGUACUGCCUGUCCUGCUGGGAUGACAUGCGGCAGCGGUGCCCGGUCUGCACGCCCCGUGAGGAGCUUUCCUCCUCCGCCUUCAAUGACAGCAACGAUGAUGCUAACUACGCGGAGUGA
Messenger RNA from Dipodomys ordii (Ord's kangaroo rat), 2124 nucleotides. RefSeq names its product DC-STAMP domain containing 1 (gene Dcst1). The transcript is spliced from 16 exons. The record is from RefSeq and is a predicted model, not a curated record. The coding region runs from base 1 to 2124 and encodes 707 amino acids. NCBI's taxonomy places the organism in Eukaryota, Metazoa, Chordata, Mammalia, Rodentia, Heteromyidae. Gene Ontology annotation, cellular component: membrane.